CACUGCGCGGUGGACAUGCGCGGAGCUGCAGCGAAUAUGGCGGCUUGCAUCUGAUAGAAAGUGAGGAAUCUCCCAUCAAAAUACCUGCUUCAAACGUGUCUCUGUGGGUAUCAGCCUGUCUGACUUCAGCUCCUCUGCAGCAGCGCAUUUAUCUUUGGUCAUCAUGGGCCGAACACCGCACAGAGAUCAAAAAGACGAGAAGGAGCGGCGGAGCAGCAUCACAGCGGGAUCUCCCCUCGACAAAUCUAAUGAACCGUUCAGCUGGGAAGACUAUUUGAGAGAAACGUCCUCCACUGCAGCAUCGCCUUCUUGCUUCAAACAAUCCAGAGUCCCUCCCUCCAAUGACUUCAAAGCAGGUAUGAAACUGGAGGCGCGGGACCCUCGCAACUCCAACUCUGUGUGCAUUGCAACAGUGAUGGGCAUGAUGGGUACUCGUCUACGCCUGCGUCUGGAUGGAAGUGACAACACCAAUGACUUCUGGAGACUGGUCGACUCCUUAGAGAUCCAACCAAUAGGGACCUGUGAGAGGAACGGAGACAUGCUGCAGCCGCCACUUGGUUUCAGGAUGAACGCCUCCUCGUGGCCCAUGUUCCUCCUGCGGACUCUGAGUGGAGCAGAGAUGGCCCCUGCUUCUGCUUUUAAAAAGGAACCCGUCAGUCCUGCUAAAAACUACUUCCAGCCUGGUAUGAAGCUGGAGGCAGUUGACAGGAAGAACCCCUACCUGAUUUGCCCUGCCACAGUGGGAGAGGUCAGAGGUCAGGAGAUUUUUGUCAUGUUUGACGGCUGGCGAGGCGCCUUCGAUUACUGGUGCCCCUUCGACUCCAGAGACAUCUUCCCUGUCGGCUGGUGCGCCCUGACGAAACACAGCUUACAGCCGCCUGGAAACUUCUUUACCCUCCCUGGUGCGCUCCUCGCUCCUGUUUCUUCCUCCUCAACCUCUCUCACUGCACGUCGCUCCUCUUCCAACUCCUCCUCCUCCAUGCAGACCUCAUACAGACUGCCCAACCCCUUGCCACCCCUCCCUGUGCGCAAGGGUGUCCGAGGUCGUCGUCCAAAAUCCCAGACUAUUGCUUUGUUGAAGGCAGCGGCUGAGGCAGCAGCGGCAGCAGCAGCAGUAAAUGGAGCAUCACAGAGCCCUGCCAGAACGAGCUCUGAGGCUCCACUGGCCCCCAGACCACACAAGAAGAGAGGGCCCAAGCCCAGGAGCAAGAGGAAGCCUCGAGUGGUGCAAUCCCUGGGGACACCUGCAGUUACAGCUCCACCUCCAGAGACCAGACUGAGCUCUGGACACGUCUCAGCAGACAACAACCACAGCAACAGCUCAAAUGUAGUUUGCACAGUGUGUGUCUAUGUGAACAAACACGGCGACUAUGGCCCGCACCUGGACAGAAAACUAGUGCAGCAGCUCCCCGACCACUUUGGUCCAGCUCCAGUCAACGCAGUGCUCCAGCAGGCUGUUCAGGCCUGUGUGGACUGUACGUACCAGCCCUCUGUGAUGCUGUCAUUCCUACAGAGCCAGUCUCAUACAGGAGGAGAAGUCAUCAGAGUACGGUCAGAGCAUGGUAUCCGCUAUGUGAAGCUGCCCUCGGCCUCCAGUACGUCUUCUGUGCUGCGGUUCCUGGAGAACAUGUGCCAGCAUCUAGAGAGCGACAGUCUGUUCAGCUCGCAGCCGUUCAGCUCCUUCAGCAACAACACACGCUUCUACAACAGGACCAAGUCAGAACCACUGUCGCACACUGAGAACGGCCUGCCCAAUGACGAGUCCAAAAAGGAUCCAGCUCCCAACACGCGCCCUCCUCACACCACUUCAGACUACAGAGCAGCAAAGAAAGAGCGGACAUAUUACCCUGGACACACAAACACACCGCCACCCCUACGACGCGUCAGCUCCAACCCCACCGAACUUGGCCAAGUGUGUCCACCAAGACGAGUGGAGGCUACAAGUUCAACAACAGGCUCAGACCACGUGAAACAGGACAAGGAGGGUUCAGGGAACGAUGCUUCUUCCUGGUCAGUUGAUGAUGUCAUGCGGUUUGUCCAAGAAGCUGAUCCUCAUACUCUCGGUCCGCAUGUCGAACUGUUCAGGAAACAUGAGAUUGAUGGCAAGGCUCUGAUGCUGCUGCGCAGUGAUGUCAUUAUGAAGUACAUGGGACUGAAGCUGGGCCCGGCGCUCAAACUCUGUCAUCACAUCGAGAAGCUGAAACAGACCAAACAAUAGAGGACAAAGGCACUCUCUUUAUAUUAUUCUACAGGGAUGUAGUGCAGUGUAAAUCCACCUGAACCAGGGUCGUAGCUACCAUUGAGGACACUGAGGUCAAAUCCUCUGUAUUUAUUUAUUUUUUGUGAACUGGGGGUUUCAGCAACUUGCAGGGAGUUAAAGAAAACAAACUCACACAUGAUUUCAGUAUUUUUGGGAUCAAGCUGUUUAAAUUUUACUACUUUUUAUCCAACAAAUAGAUUUUUAUUCUUGUAAGGUUUUGAAACAGCAUUUAGACAUGUCGUCAUGCCGGGAAAUAAAAAUUACAACCAGUAUAAUAAAACAAAUUAAAAACAUUUCAGAUCUUUUUAUUGAUUUCUCGUCAAAUUUUGAGGGUGGUGUGUUGUGCACCAGGGGACCAUUGACCUCAGUAUUUUUGAAAUCCUGGCUACGGCCCUGAUCUGAACACAUUUAAUUUUUAAUUUACAGACGCCAGUUUACUUUCACAUCAAAACAGAUGCACAGUACAUGAAUCCAUCAUUUGAAAAAGUGUAAUUAGCAUCAGAUAUCUGAGCAUAGGCAUGAUUUGUGUUCAUGUUUGUGUCUUUUUGCCUUUUUAUGAACAACUGGAGACCAUCAUUUAUCAAACAUUCAGUUAUAUGCUGUAGGCUUUGCAGCUUUAUCUUUUGUGAUAUCCAGCUAUUAAAGUAUUCUUUUCAGAUUUUCAGGAUGGACGCUCUCCAUUCAAGAUUGGGAAAGUUAGUUCAGGUACUGGCAGUGAACUCCUCACUGCAUCAUUUCUAACAAUGCAAUAAAGUUUCUGAAUGACUGCGUCUGUUCCAGGCUGUCAGACUUAGUUUAUGCAAGCCGGUGAAUGUAUGAAGUACAUACAAGCAUUAUUACUAACAGGUACUAAACAGGAGUGCCGCAGUUACGUGAAUGAGAAGUGCUGAAUGGUGUCAUUCCAAAAAGCUGGAGAAGUUGUCUUGUUUCCUGAAGUCAGUCAUUACACAAAUGAUUUUUGUCCUCAAACACUUCAGUAUUUUUUGGGCAAAGGUCAUAUAUUAAUGUUACAGAGUCGGCACCACUUAAAUGAUGGAACUUUGAAGAUCAGUUACGGAAGAGUUUUGUUUAAUUUGUCUGUUUUGUGACAG
Molecule: messenger RNA, 3351 nt
Organism: Epinephelus fuscoguttatus (brown-marbled grouper)
Lineage: Eukaryota; Metazoa; Chordata; Actinopteri; Perciformes; Serranidae
Gene: scml2
Product: Scm polycomb group protein like 2
Exons: 14
Coding region: 164-2218 (684 amino acids)
Biological process (GO): regulation of DNA-templated transcription
Cellular component (GO): nucleus
Molecular function (GO): protein binding
Source: RefSeq, a predicted model, not a curated record